Molecule: messenger RNA, 6530 nt
Organism: Monopterus albus (swamp eel)
Lineage: Eukaryota; Metazoa; Chordata; Actinopteri; Synbranchiformes; Synbranchidae
Product: contactin-associated protein-like 4
Exons: 25
Coding region: 313-4254 (1313 amino acids)
Source: RefSeq, a predicted model, not a curated record
ACCAUCAGUGUGUGAGCAGCAGCCCAGAGCCUAAUGGGACCUGAGAUGACUCUUUCACAAACGUUGCUGGAGCAGAGUAGUGUGGCCUGCGAGUGCAGCUGAACAGAAAGCAGCCACUUGUCUCUCCUGUCACUGCCGUGGAGCCAGGCGAAUGUUGUUGAGUGCUGAGGACCCAGAAGUGCAGAAUUCAUCAGGGAUCUGGAAAGUGUGAGAGUGUGGAGGAGGAGGUGGAGUACUGUAAAGAAGAGAGGAUAGGCAGACUGUUUCCCUCCUUCACCCAGCAGGCUUUUCUGCAGCAUCUUUAUACUUAACAUGGAUCUCUGGAGUAAAAAAGUCCAGGGGAUUAUUACACAGGUCGUCCUGAUACUCUUCAGCUCAUGCAGGGCAACAAGAGGAGAGGUGUGUGACAGUCCACUGGUAUCCAAUCUACUGCCCUCAUCAUUCAGAAGCUCUUCACAGUUGUCUGGCAGCCAUGGGCCAGGCUUCGCUAAGCUGAACCGGAGAGAAGGAGCUGGAGGUUGGUCUCCUCUGAGUUCAGACCGGUAUCAGUGGUUGGAUGUCGAUUUGGGUGAGCGGACACAAAUCACUGCUGUUGCUACACAAGGCCGCUAUGGCAGCUCUGAUUGGCUGACGGCCUACCUGCUGAUGUUCAGCGACACAGGACACAACUGGAAACAGUAUCGACAGGAGGACAGUAUAGGGGCUUUUCCAGGUAACAGCAAUGCAGACAACGUGGUCCAGCACAAGCUCCAGCAUGCAGUGAUUGCUCGCUACGUCCGUCUGAUCCCCCUGGACUGGAAUCCCAGUGGACGGAUCGGACUCAGGCUGGAGACCUAUGGAUGUCCUUACGACUCUGAUGUGCUGAGCCUGGAUGGCUGCAGCAGCCUUCUCUACAGGUUGAGUCCCGGGCCAAGGCACGUGACCAGAGAAAGCAUCUCUCUGAAAUUUAAAACGCCGAGGAACUCCGGGAUACUGCUUCAUGCGAAGGGACGGAGCGAGCUCAGCCUCACCCUAGAGUUAGAGAAAGGAAAGCUUCACCUGCUCCUCCAAAAAGGCAGGAGUUCAUCUCCCAACAGCCGACACACAGUGCAGCUGGGCAGCCUGUUAGAUGACCAACACUGGCACCACGUCGCAGUGGAGCAUCACAGCAAUCACCUCAACCUCACUGUGGACAAAAGCACGCUGUGGGUGCAGAUCCCACCAAGGUUUACCCACUGGGACCAUGACCAGAUGAUCGUGGGAGCAGACCAGGACCUUGGCUGUCAGAGGUCAGCUGAAUCACACCGAAAUUUCCACGGCUGUGUGGAAAACCUUAUUUAUGGUGAAGUCAAUCUGGUAGACCUUGUCAAACAGAAAGACCAGCGGGUUACUGUGAAGGGCAAUGUGACCUUUUCUUGUGCUGAACCUGUUUUUGUUGCCAUGACGUUCACCAGCCCCCAGAGCUUCCUCUGGUUGCCAGAGGCAACAGCACUGUCAUCUAUGGGCAUGUCAGUGGGGCUUCAUUUUCGAACGUGGAACGAGGCGGGGCUGUUGCUGACCUUUGCUCUCCCAAACCAAGCAGGUGCAGUCUGGCUGUACCUGAGCAAAGCCAGGCUCCAUCUACAGAUCCACAAGCCUGGCAGAGCACCACUGGAGCUCAUCACAGGUUCAGCUCUGAAUGAUGGUCAGUGGCACUCUGUGGAGCUGAUCUCCAUACGAGGACGUCUGACCAUCACAGUGGAUGGAGAUGAAGGAGGCACUGCUCACGCCAGUCCAUCGUUUUUUAUUACCGCAGGAGGUCAACUUUUCUUUGGUGGAUGCCCCACUGAAGGGAGCAGCCAGGAGUGUAUGAAUCCCUUCAAACAUUUCCAGGGCUGCAUGCGAGUGCUGACUGUGGACAGCCAACAGGUGGACUUGAUCAUGGUGCAGCAGAGGCUGCUGGGAAACUACAGUCAUGUACAGAUCGACAUGUGUGGUAUCAUCGACAGGUGUUCUCCCAGUCACUGUGAACAUGGAGGCGUCUGCACUCAGUCAUGGAGCACCUUCCACUGUAACUGCUCCAGCACUGGCUACACGGGUGCCACCUGUCACAGCUCAAUAUACAAACAGUCCUGUGAAGCGUACAAGCACAAAGGCAACACGUCGGGCUAUUAUUACAUCGAUGUGGAUGGCAGCGGACCCAUCAGACCACAGCUAAUAUACUGCAACAUGACAGAGGACAAGACAUGGAUGGUGAUCCAGCACAACAACACAGAGCUGACCAGAGUUCGACCGUCACCAGGAAAGAAUCAGCAUUCAGCUCACUUUGAAUACACAUCUGAAGAAGAGCAGCUGGUGGCCAUCAUCAGCCAGUCAGCGCACUGCGAACAGGAACUAACCUACCACUGCAGGAAGUCCCGUCUUCUGCACACACCAGAUGGCUCUCCAGUCAGCUGGUGGGCUGGAGGUCCAGGUGUAGGACAGGUGUAUACUCACUGGGGUGGGGCUCCGCCAGGCAGCCAGCAGUGUGCCUGCAGCCUGCAGGAGAACUGUGUGGACCCCAAACACCCCUGCAACUGUGACGCUGAUCAAACUGAAUGGGCUAAGGACUCAGGCCUGUUAACCCAUAAGGAGACCCUCCCUGUUAGGUCUCUGGUGCUGGGUGACAUUCACAGGCCUGGCUCAGAAAGCGCCUACAGGGUAGGACCUCUUCGUUGCCAUGGAGACAAAAAUGUUUGGAAUGCUGCAUUUUUUGACAAGGAGACAUCAUAUCUCCACUUUCCCACAUUUCACGGAGAGCUGAGCUCAGACAUCUCGUUCCUCUUCAAAACCACUUUGUCCUCUGGUGUCUUCCUGGAAAACCUGGGCAUCAAAGACUUCAUUCGGAUUGAACUCAGAUCCUCCACUGAGGUCCUGUUCUCCUUUGACGUGGGUAAUGGUCCACUGGAGGUUCGUAUGAAGGUUCGCUUCCCACUCAAUGACAAUAGGUGGCAUCAUGUUCGAGCCGAGCGGAACGUUAAAGAGGCAUCACUUCACCUGGAUGAGUUCCCUGCUGCGACACAGGAGGCUCCUGCUGACGGGCACAUCCACCUACAGCUGAACAGCCAGUUAUUUAUAGGAGGCACAGCUUCCAGACAGAAGGGAUUUCGUGGUUGUAUUCGCUCUUUGCAGCUGAACGGUAUUACCCUGGACCUGGAAGAGAGAGCCAAGAUCACCCCUGGAGUUCAGGCAGGAUGUCCAGGCCACUGCAGCAGCUACGGCUCCCUCUGCCAGAACCUGGGACGCUGCGUGGAGAGAUCCAACAGCUUUUCCUGUGACUGUGGCCUCUCCGCUUACACAGGCGCCUUCUGCGACAGAGAGGUUUCAGCCAGCUUCAGGUCAGGAACAUCUGUCAGCUACACAUUCAAAGAGCAGGUGGUGGAUGAUCUGAACAGAAGCAGCAGUGCCCUGCCCUCCCCUUUAUAUACUGACAUCACCCUGAGAGCAGAAAACAUCUCGCUGAGCUUCAGGACCAGCCAGAGUCCCGCUCUGCUCCUGUACAUCAGCUCCUCCCACAGAGAGUACCUGGCUCUGCUGCUCAACAAGCAUGACAAACUGGAGGUGAGGUACAGACUGGACAGCAGCAAAGAGGCAGAGAUCCUGAAGAGUAAAGUGGGGAACCUGGCCAACAGACAGAUGCAUUCUGUUUCCAUCAGCAGACGGGCGGACGCUGUCUCUGUGCAGAUUGACCAGAACACCAAAGAGGACUUUAACCUCACAUCUGAUGUGGAAUUCAAUGUCAUCAGGUCCCUGGUUCUUGGCAGAGUGCGCAAUUCUGGUGAGAUGGAUCCAGAGCUGGCUCGGCUCGCCUCUCUGGGUUUCACAGGCUGCCUGUCUGCUGUCCUCUUUAACUCCAUCAGCCCUCUGAAAGCUGCCCUGCUCCACCCAGACACCAGCCCUGUCAUCGUCACUGGCCCGCUGCUCCAGUCCACCUGUGGCUCCACCUCAGUUAAUCCCUAUGCAGCAGAAACCACACACCACCUCUCAGGCCAGUCUGGUUCAGUGGGAACAGGUCAGCCUUUAGUCAACGCCAUCAGGAUUGAGUCAGCUCUGAUUGGAGGUGUGAUAGCGCUGGUGAUCUUUGUGAUCGUGUCUGCGUUAGCCAUAAUGGCCCGAGUCCUCUACAGGAGGAAAGGAUCAUGUCAGAGCCAGGAAGUAAAACCAGUGAAACCUGAAGAUGGCCCGGAGCUGCCGUUCAACAGCCGGAAUGGCUCGCGCAACGGUCCGAGUGACAGCCAGAAGGAAUAUUUUAUUUAGGUGGAGCCUCCCGUGCUGGAGCUGCGAGAUGGACAGAGACAGAGAUGCCUUGUCAAGCCUCAGUGCUUUACACUACAAACUGAGCCUGUGCAGUGGCUCAACAAACAGAACUAUACACACGUUUUCUGUCUUCUUUUGUUUUGUUUUGUUUUUACCUCGGUGGUUGUAUUUUUGUAAAGAUUGUAUAUAAAUGAACAAAGUGUUGAAUUUAGUACCGUCAGUAGAUCAACUGUAAAUAUCUAAUGAUGUAAAUCUUGAAAUUGUGACUUUUUUCUGUCAUACUGAGCUGUUUAAAAUGUUAAGCACUGUGUUUUCAUGGAGGUGGGAUGAAAACUUAAAUCAGCGUUGUCGGUUCUGGGGUGAUAUAAAUGCAUUUUCUGACAUCACACACAGCUGUUUGCUGCUUUGAGUAAGUGAGUUCUUAGGUCAGAUGGGUGAGUGGAUUCAAUUUCCAGGGUGUUUUCUUUCUUUCUUUCUUUUUUAACUUUGUCCAUCUACUGUCAGGCCUUUUCCGCUGUAGGAACCUGCCGACCCAUUAAGGUUCUGCUUUUGUUUUCUCUGCCUGGUUUUGAGAAGAGUUUACAGCAUCCCUCAGGACAUACCUGUAGUACAAAAUCAAGUUCUCUGCAGUUUGUGUUCUGCUUGUUCAGAGCUGUUUGAUAAACUGCUCAUACAGCCUCCGUUACUGGCAGAUUUUGUUGCAUGUGUGAUUAAUGAACUUUGAGAGCCUUCACUCAGCUGUGUGUGUGAGGAGCACAGCCCAGCUCUCACAUAAACACAGGCUGACACGGGGGAAAAUGCAGUGAGAAAGCAAUGUGGGCCACAUCGAGCCUUCGAAUUCCAACAGAUUACAGGUUGACUCGUAGAGUUCCCACGGUGAAAAACACUUUAUAUGUACUGCAGGAAAGCAAAAUGUAUUUAGAGAAUGUGUUUUAUUUAUCAUACUUCUUUUUCAUUACAGCUUGAAGCAAAAGUUAACGUAUUUAUUUCCCUUUUUAUUCAUUAGUUUGAUUUCUUUUAUGUAGCUUUCCUCCCCCCAGCUCUUUGUGUAGUUUGUAGGCUAAAGCCUUCAGAACAGUCCCCCCAAGCAGCUUUUAGAUGACAAACCUGUGGUCUAAAAUUUGAGAAAUUAAAUCAUAAAUGUCUCACUAAUAAUAGAAGAGCACUUUACCACUCCACCGCACAAACAUGCAGUGAGCCCUGCAGGAUGUGGAUGUUAUGAUAAAUCACUGAACAUAAAAUCCAGUAAUGAAAUCAACUUCAAAAUGAUGGUACUGUAGGUUGUAAUAAAAGCCACAGAGUGAAGACACUGGGGCAGCUCUACAGAGUGUGGACUGUUUGCUGAAUGUCCCGGUACAUUGUUUGAGGAGUCGGUUUCUGGUUUUGGCUGACAGAAGUUUGGUUUCUCUCCUUACAGCACAUCACUUCUGAGCAGCACAAUCAUGUUUAUAGUACUAGAAGGUUUCUGCAGUGCCAGUGAGUCUGAGUGACCUGCUGUUAGAUUUUAAUUUGUAUAGAUAUUUUAGUAGCAACAUUCUGUUCAGUGAAAAUAAAAAAAUUGAUCUUUUAUCUGAAUUGGGUUUAUCUUACAUUUUAGCUAAGCAAUCUUGCAUAUUUUUAUUACAUUAUUACAUUUUUGUUAUUCUAUCAUUGACUUCAGUGACAUUCACUGUAAGAGCAGACCCUGUGAAAUGGUACAGAGUUAAAUGAACAAUUGAUUUGAUUUUGAGCAAUGAAUGCCUAAUUCAUUGUGAAAAGCUAGAUCAAUUGCAGUUUAGAAACCUAAUGUCUGAAUCAUUUCUCUGUUAAAUGAAGCUGAAAUGCAGCAAAUUUAAUUAACAUAAAUUUACAUCUUCACUGUGUGACAUUUCUGAUGGAUAUUAUUAUGCAUCUGUCUGCAGAGUGGAGAUAACUUCACCAUCUCCUGCUCUGUGAAGCAUUGAGGCGCUGGAGGUGUCAAGCUAAUUCUUGUCAACGAUCCACCUAGACUGUCUCCGAGGAGAAACAACAACACACGGACACAAGGUUUUGAUAUGUAACGGGGCCUCCCUCCUCCUGCUGUCCGCCCCCUGUAUACACACACAUACACACACACAACAGGACUCAGAUGAUCCGGAUGAUGGCAGCUUGCUGGUUGUCAGCAGGCAUUAUAGACAGAGAGGGAUACAUCCGUGCCUCUAAUAAGACCUCAUUAGGGAGAACAACAAGAGGACUUGGUGUAAUGACAUGUUAGGUAUUUUUAGUCAGAUAGAAAUUGGAUAGAUACUUUGUGUAUU